AUGGGGCUUUCUCAGUCCUCCUACUCGCCUUUCCCUAACACUUCAAAAGCCAGCUGGAAAGAUGGCAGAUAUUCAGAGUGCGCCUACCAGGAGCAGCUGACUACCUUCCAAAACAAGAAGAGGGUACUUCUGGGAGAAACUGGCAAAGAGAAGCUCCCUGGGUACUACAAGAACAUUGGUCUGGGCUUCAAGACCCCCAAAGAGGCCAUCAAGGGCACCUAUAUUGAUAAGAAAUGCCCCUUUACCAGUAAUGUUUCCAUCCGGAGGCUGAUCCUGUCUGGCGUGGUGACCAAGAUGAAGAUGCAGAGGACCAUUAUCAUCUGCCAGGACUAUCUCCACUACAUCUGCAAAUGCAAUCGCUUUGAGAAGCAUCACAAGAAAAUGUCAGUGCACCUGUCCCCCUGCUUCAGGGACAUCCAGAUUGGCGACAUCGUCACAGUGGGUGAGUGCAGGCUCCUGAGCAAGACAGUGCGCUUCAACAUGCUUAAGGUCACCAAGGCCGCCAGCACCAAGAAGCAGUUCCAGAAGUUCUAA
Messenger RNA from Octodon degus (degu), 534 nucleotides. Its product is annotated as 40S ribosomal protein S11-like. The record is from RefSeq and is a predicted model, not a curated record. The transcript has 2 exons. Lineage: Eukaryota; Metazoa; Chordata; Mammalia; Rodentia; Octodontidae. Gene Ontology annotation, cellular component: ribosome; cytosolic small ribosomal subunit. The coding region runs from base 1 to 534 and encodes 177 amino acids. Gene Ontology annotation, biological process: translation. Gene Ontology annotation, molecular function: structural constituent of ribosome.